This is a messenger RNA of Anopheles coustani, 2662 nucleotides long. RefSeq names its product ubiquitin-like protein 3 (gene UBL3). NCBI's taxonomy places the organism in Eukaryota, Metazoa, Arthropoda, Insecta, Diptera, Culicidae. The transcript has 5 exons. Bases 1094 to 1462 code for a protein of 122 amino acids. The record is from RefSeq and is a predicted model, not a curated record.
UGGUGAACGGUGAUGAGUGAGAGUUGGUCGAUGCUCGGUGCGUUGUUUCUCUAGUUUGGCCAGCCUGGUGCUUUUCUGAGGUCGUCCGAAGAAGGCUAGCAACGCAACCAAAGCGUGCAGUGUUGGAGCAAGCAAAAGUGGCCAGUGGGUAGCCAUUUCGAAAAUCUAUGCUUUUCCUCGAGGCCCUGUUGGUUUUGUUUUAAAGUGGAUGUGUUGAAAGUGAACGAAAUCCGCAAAAGAUGAAAGGCAAUGCGUUGUGAUAGUGCACGAGAGCAGUGAGCCAUAAAAGAAGGCAUCAAUCGCAAUCGAUCGAAUGUUAAUGUUCGCAUUUAAAGUGAAUCGCGUCCGUCUGCAACCGGAAAACAAGCGAUGGCUUAAAAAAUAGUUUUCUCUCCCUUGCGAAAUCGGACGGAGGUCACUGAAAAAGAUGCCCGCCUUGGUCUACUUCCAAUCGAUAGUUAUCUGAAAAUAAGCCUUCGUAUUCACUGUCAUUGCAUUUGACAGGUUGCUUUGUGUAAAUGGGCGAAAAGUUUCAAGUCUGAGCUUCGAAAACGGCCAGCAAGGUGUUGUUGUGGCAACCAAGUUGGGAACGAGAACUGUAGCAGCACCAGUAGAAGUCAGCCAGCUUUAAUCAUCGUUAUAUUAUAUUUUCUCAUCCGUCACCUUAACCACCGCAGUCUCGGCACCGUCAGCAUCAUCAGCUUUGCGGAACAAUAGUAAGGUCUACGCAUUUCCUUCCCCGAGUGGGAAAGAACCAGUAGAUUCUGCCAGUAAACACAAAGCACCAACAGUCGGAACGUCACACAAUCCGCUCGCCGGAACAACCGGAUUGUGACUUCUUUCUUGAUUGGCUUUUCGGAAGCUCGUGCAAGAGAGAAGCAGAGAGCGAUAGUGGGGCAAGGCACCGGAAAGAAGGUGAAAUCGAGUUGGCGAAGGGCAAGCGUCCGAGAAAAUAGGCUAAGGCUGUGGCCUGAGGAAGCCCAAUCGGAAGGAGCAUCUGCAGUAGGGCUGACAACAAAGACGAGCAGUCAAUCAUAAACCAGCAAUACACACACAUUUUAAGGUUCCCGCCCGUGCUGCAGAAAAGGGAAGGAUGUCGUCCAAAAACAUACCUGCUGAUAAGAUAAACCUGAGGCUAAUACUCGUCAGUGGCAAGACGAAAGAAUUCCUCUUCAGUCAGACGGACUCGGCCGGAGAUAUAGCACUGACAGUAUUCGAAAACUGGCCCGAUGACUGGGAGGCGGAAGCGGUAGCGAAGGCGGAAAUCUUAAGACUCAUCUACCAGGGACGCUUUUUGCACUGCAACGUCACGUUAGGCGCGCUGGGGCUACCACUAGGCAAAACGACCGUGAUGCAUUUGGUGCCGCGUGAUAAUCUACCCGAGCCAAACUCGCAGGACCAGCGACAGAAGAGCAAAGGCGGUUCCAGUAGAUGUUGUUCCACUAGUUGUUGUAUACUGUAACCACCAUCAUCGCGACGGAAGGUGAUGCGUUCGUGCGUGCGCCGUGCGUACCCCUGCACCGCCGAGAGAGUUUCCUCCCUGGUACCAGCGGCCGGUGCCGGAAGUGUCUACGUGGAGUGUACGAUGUUCCGAGAGCGACGAAUAAUAACAAACCCUCGAAUACCGCUGAUAGCCAGCCGUUUGCCUGUGAACAUGAUGCACUGAUGGUGAUGAUGAUGAUGUUGAUCACAUGCUGCCCUAGCACGAUCGGCGUGAGAAUGCGGAGCAACGAAGAGAGGCAGACCGAUAUCUUAAUGUGUUUUUCAUCUCCUAUGGAGUGUGUCCUAAAGUGUUGCUUUGGCGUGCGUAGGUUGUUUUUUAGUACCGACAACAUAGACGGCCGCGUCGACCGCCCUCCAAGGUUCGCGCAAACGUUGGGUUCAUUUCAAAUGCCAAGAUAUGCCGCACAGUAUAUGAGACGGCAACACAAUCUGCAAUCAGUAGCAUCGGUAGCAGCAGCGGCAGCAGCUUCAUCGAUGCAGGGCUGUUAAAUGUAUAUGCGUAUACGUACAAGUAAACUAUAAAAAAACACACUCUUCAGAGCUCUACGGAUCACAGAAACUCGCGCAAUGACUCCAGCGGGGGGACGCUGGUGGUGGUGGGCGGGCGGAAGGCACUUUUGUAUUAUUAGGGAAGCAGCGAAUUUCGGUUAAUGUUAUUUGUAGAGUGAUAGUGUACUAGUAAUAGUCGAGAUAAUAUUUAGUGUUACGUUUAUUAAUUUUUUUUUCCUCUCCCGAGCCGUCCCGUUAGGAGGUCCCGUUUGUUUUUACACUUGUUUCCGUUGACAGCCCUUCGUGUCUAUGUUUAUUCUAUUUUGUUUUACUCGCGAGAACCAUUUAUCUCCCGAACGCACUGCAAUUUUUUAAAGUCGAAUCCCAAACUGCACACACGAUCGAAGCGAGGCAGCAGCAAACACAGCGAGGGGAGCAGAAGUAAAGUGAAAUUGAAGGCACGGUUCAAAAGAAGCUGCAUAGUUUUGUUUUUGUCUCACUCUGAGGAUACGUAGGAAUCCAUAGCAGAUCAAACAGAAAUUUGCAAAUACUCACCUGGUGUGAGGAUGACUGAUAACAAUGACGAUAACUAAUGAAAAUGGCAUAUCUUUGCGUUGAAUGUCUACGAAGCAUCUUUCCGCUGAUGAAUGAAUGUUGCGCAUGAUGAACA